AUGGCACGGCGAAUGAACCUACUGAACAUAGAAAAAAACAUUCAGAAUUUAUGGAAGGAACAUAAUGUAUACGAAAAGGAAUUUGUUGAAAACAGUGAGUCGAGGUUUACGGGCACACCGAUCGUUGUGUGUGCUGACAAAUUAACGAACGAGUUAAAAGGAAAAGUGCUCGCAAAUUUCCCAGAGAGUAAUAGAAGCGAGAUUAACGAUGAUAACCUCGUGGGGGAAGCAAACGUUGUUGGCACUCCCCAAUCGGAAGAAGUUCCUGACAAAACGAAGCAAACGGAAAGAACGAACCCCGCAGAAAGAACCAAACCCGCGGACGCAACGGUGUUCAGGUCCAACAAAAGCAAAGUACAAUCAAAAGGAUCCAAACAAAACACGCAGUACGAAAUUAUGAAGCAAAUGGAUAUAAGCGACGAAGAAAUUCACCUCUUUCAGAAGCCACAAUAUUGGUGCUAUUAUUUUUCCUCCAAAGCAAAGGAGCAUUUAAGUUCUUUGGGCCUUUUUUGUGACUGGAGGAGAUCGUUCAUCACGACCAACAUGAAUCCCUACUACGACAAGUUUGUUAAUUGGCAUUUCAACACCCUUUACAAGAAGAACCUAAUUUAUUACGGAAGCAGAAUCACCAUCUUCAGCCGAGUGAACAACCAGGCAUGUGCAGAUCAUGAGAGGUCAGAAGGAGAAGGAGUCAAGUGUCAGGAAUUUACACUCAUCAAAAUAUAUGUACAUGAUUACAAAGAGUUUUAUGAAAUUUAUUUAAAAAAUGUGAAUAGAAGUACUUCUCCUUCUUCCCCGUCAUCUCAAAAGGAAGACGAUUUUUUAAAGACUAACAUUAUGAAUGAAAACUUGUUCAGCCAAAAAAAAAUUGUCCUUCUUGCUAGUACCUUAAAACCAGAGACAGCUUAUGGACAAAAUUACACCUUCGUCAACCCUAGUGAGUAUUACUAUGUCACAUUAGGGUUCAACAAACAGAGGCUUCACUAUGGGGACAAGAAUUAUGUGAACAAUGUCAUGUCAAGGGAAGAGAUCAUCGAUUCGUGUGAAAAUAUUUACAUAUGCUCAGAGAAUAGCUUGUACAAUUUGGCCUACCAGGGCGUAAUACCGAUGUUGUUAAGGGGCUCUCAGGGGGCGCCCAAGUCGACCGGUCAGGUGAGCGGCCAGGUUAGCGGCCAGGUUAGCGGCCAAGUUAGCGGCCAGGUUAGCGGCCAAGUUAGCGGCCAGGUUAGCGGCCAAGUUAGCGGCCAGGUUAGCGGCCAGGUUAGCAACCAAGUUAGCGGCCAAGUUAGCGGCCAAGUUAGCGGCCAGGUGAGUGAUCUGGUGAGUGGCCACCCCGCCGAGGCGCCCAACUCGCACAGUGCCAAACACACCCGAGGUGGAGAAGACGUCCUACCCCCCCUUGGCGAUCUCUUCAUCUUAAUGAAAAUCAAAGGAGAAGACCUCGUCGGGUUAAGGACCUACUCAAACUUAUCCCCAAAUAAAAAUUUGUAUAUUCUCCCCAUGACUACCAUCAAAAUGAAUAUCGCUACAGCCAUCGUCCCAUGUGUAUCCAGCGAUAGUGCAGAUGACUAUGCCUGUCUGCAGGAUAUAAAAAGGAAGCAAGCAUACUACUGUGAAAAGUACAAUCUUAACGAGGAGUGCUUGUAUAAUGAAAGUACAUCUUGCAUUCAAUUGCCAGACAUCGGGGACAACACUGGGAAGUUUUUUUACGAAUUGGAAAAAAUAUCAUCAUAUAAGGAUGCCAAGCUACAGAAGGUUAAAGAAAUCUUAUAUAAAAAACAGUAUUUUGAAGGCACCAUGACUGUGGAACCAUAUCGGGGUAUGAAGAUAUAUAACUGCAGGAAGUUGGUCAAACAGUACAUAGUAAAGAAUAACGAGGGCUUUCUGUAUAGCGAACCGGAGGUACUAGUUAUCGAUAGGAACAACGUCAAAUGUAUCGCUGCUUUGUGCAACCAAUGGUAUAUCAACUAUGGCAACUUAGAUUUUAAAAAGGACGUACUCAUUCAGAUGAAGAAGAAUAACUUCCAAACGUACAACGAAGUUCUGCAGAAGCAACUGCAACAUGUGAUUUUUUGGCUUGACGACUGGUCCUGCAGUAGGGCCUAUGGGCUUGGCACGCUAAUGCCCGAUUUUAAUGCGCUGCAGCGGGGGGGAAGCGGGGAAGGAGACCCAAAAGGGGGUAGCGACCCCAAACCGGGUAGCGACCCCAAACCGGGUAGCGACGGCGCUGCCCAACUUAGCAGCGAAGGGCUCGCCCAGCCUGGCGCCGACUCAGAGAAGGAGCUCAUCGAAAGCCUGUCAGACUCGACCAUCUACAUGGCGUACUACACGAUUAGCCACUUCCUGCAGAGCAACGUGGACGGAAGCGAGCGCGGCCUCCUCGAUAUCGACGCAGCGGAUCUUAACGAUGCCUUCUUCGAUUACGUCUUCGACAUUAGUGAUGACAUGGAAAAAAUCAGCAAAAAUAUCAGCAUGGAGAAACUACAAAGAAUGAGAAGGGAGUUCCAGUACUGGUACCCAUUCGAUGUGAGAAUAUCAGGCAAAGAUUUAAUUUUUAACCAUUUGACAAUGACUCUAUUUAACCACGUAGCAAUUUGGGGUAAAAAAAAAUACAACAAUAAGCAGAAGGAGACGAAUGAUGAGAAAAGCAUCCUAGAGCGACAAGGAGAAAUACUGAACGAAAUUGAUCAGCUCGAUCUAGAUGCACACGAAACGGUGAAAUAUUUUCCCAAAUCAUUUUUCUGUAACGGACAUGUGCUAGUUAAUAAAGAAAAAAUGUCCAAAAGUAAGGGUAAUUUUAUUACCCUCAAGCAGAGUAUAAACCUUUACACAAGUGACGGAACAAGGAUAGCAUUGGCAGAUGCAGGAGACUCAAUCGAAGAUGCAAACUUUAACACAGAUACUGCAAAUAGUGCUAUCAUGAAGCUAUAUAAUUUGAUAAACUUUUGCAUCGAGACGAAAAAUAAUGUGUAUAUCUUUCGAUGUGGAGAGAGAACGUUUAUUGAUUCGAUAUUCGAAAAUGAAAUUAAUUACCUGACCAAUAAAUGCAAGGAGUCUUAUGAGAAGCUUCUCUUUAGGGAUGUCCUCAAGUAUGGCUUCUACGACAUGCUUCUGAAAAGGGAUACGUAUCGAAUUAUGUGUGAUAAAAUCCACAUGCACAAAGAGACAGUGAAUUUUUUUAUAGAAAGGAUUUGUCUCAUCAUCAACCCGCUGAUACCUCAUGUCACGGAGCAUAUUUGGACUUACAUUUUGAAGAAGGAGGAUUUUCUCGUUAACCAAAAGUGGCCCUCCUCUGACAACACCAGCUACUCCAUCGUCAUGCAUAAGCAGUACAAUAACCUACUCAACGUUGUAGAAAUUUUUAGGAAGUCCUACGAUAAGGUUAUCAACAAGAACAACAAGCAGAAGGGCGCCAAGGGUAGCGGAGGCGGAAGCGGAAGCGGGGAGAAGCGCGCGCCAGACGAGGCGGGGGCGAAAGUCGCGGCAGGAACGGCCAACCAGGGAGGAGCAGCCGACGAACAGAAGGAAGAAGCGUACAAGGAGGACGACGACGAGGGAACGAAAUUUAAAGCCAUCGUCUACGUUGCGAAGGAGUACAACGAUACGCAAAAAAAAAUCAUCGAAAUUCUUAACAGAAUUAUUAACAACAGUGAGGGUAAGAAGCUACCCAGUAACUACAUCAAUCUGUUGGUACAAAACGAUUAUGUAAAUAAGUUGCCAAAAAAUGAGAAGAAGGAAAUUUUAAGCUUCGCCACCUUCCUAGUCAAGGACAACGUCACACUCAACAACAACCAGUACGAGCUAAGUCUCCCCUAUGACGAAAUACAACUCAUAAAGAACAACGUAGAAUUUAUUAGGAGGAGCCUAAACCUUGGCGACAUCCAAAUCAUGGAAAAUACCAAUAAGUAUCCCAUUGACGAUACAGAUAUUUACAAGCUAGCCAACCCGGGAAAUCCUUCCAUUUUUAUGUACACCACGGAGUCGUGA
Molecule: messenger RNA, 3987 nt
Organism: Plasmodium cynomolgi strain B
Lineage: Eukaryota; Apicomplexa; Aconoidasida; Haemosporida; Plasmodiidae
Product: leucyl-tRNA synthetase cytoplasmic
Exons: 2
Coding region: 1-3987 (1328 amino acids)
Biological process (GO): leucyl-tRNA aminoacylation
Molecular function (GO): ATP binding; aminoacyl-tRNA deacylase activity; leucine-tRNA ligase activity
Source: RefSeq, a predicted model, not a curated record